Messenger RNA from Penicillium macrosclerotiorum, 3708 nucleotides. RefSeq lists its product as uncharacterized. Gene Ontology annotation, biological process: intracellular transport. The record is from RefSeq and is a predicted model, not a curated record. Bases 1 to 3708 code for a protein of 1235 amino acids. NCBI's taxonomy places the organism in Eukaryota, Fungi, Ascomycota, Eurotiomycetes, Eurotiales, Aspergillaceae. The transcript has 2 exons.
AUGCAUCAUGAGACUCGGGCAUGGAGAAGAAUCAAGGAGAUCCGCAAACGUCCCCGGGGAACAACUCCAACAGACCAGCCCAACACCGGUGCCGGUGCCGGUGCCUUCUCGCAGCUCUCUGCUGCCCCUACUUUCUCCAGUUCGAGUUUUUCUGUCCCGUCAAAUCCAUCCAUCGGGUUCUCUUUUGGCCAAAGUCAAAGCUUCCCAGGGGCCAGCUCCGCCCCCAGCCAGCCCGCCCAGAGUAGCUCGACUCCAUUUUCUUUCGGUAGUGGGAGUAAUGGAACUAGUGCUGGCUUCAACUUCUCUGCUGGUGGCGGGUUUUCUACUCCAUCCUCCAAUCCCUUCGCCGCAAGCUCCUUCGGCGCUGCAAACACAUCUACUCCCAGUACGGCCCCUGUCAGUUUUGGUGGGUUUGGAAACCAAGCUUCGUCGCAGUCAUCGCAGCCAACCUUCUCAUCAGGGCUGUUUGGAGCCCCGCAAAAUACAACUAGCUCAGUAGGCGCGGGCGUUUUUGGCCAGUCGAUGGCUCCAAACACAUCUGCGAACCCAGUUGCCGAUUCCAUGCAAACCUCUCCUGACAACAAACCCAAGGGUCCUUUCGCUGCCACUUCACCGUCCUUGCCUAGCAAGAACUUAUUUGGUAGCGCUGAUGCCUCAUCAAAUUUGUUUUCACCGAAACCUGCUACCCAAUCUAGCAAUCCAUUUGGCAACCUGAGUGUGCCUUCUGCCUCAGAUAAACCUUCAGGCAACAAGGCAGAAGGCGAUGCUGCUAAGCCAGCUCCUGUCUUUGGACAGGCGACUGCGGCAGUCACACCAGCGCAGCCUUUCGGCUCUCUUUUCGGAGCUGCCUCGGCUUCCUCGACUUCAGACCCUCAGAAGGCGACCUCACAGCCUGCAACAAACAACCUCUUUGCACCUAAGACAGCCACAGGCAACACUUCCUCCGGAAACCUUUUCAUGUCAACUGCAGCUACAUCGCAGCCUGCUAAGGCCGACGCCGCUCCAUCUACUACAAAUAACAUCUUCUCCCCAAAGCCUUCCGGGGGAAUACCAGAUGGCAACAAUUUGUUCGCUCCCAAAUCAACCGAUCAGAGUUCGACCUCCAAUCCUUUCGCUCCUAAGCCCACCUCGGAAGAAGCUGCUGCUGCUUCAACCUCUCAGCCGUUCGGGUCUCUGUUCGGAGCUACAGGCUCUCAACCAUUCAACAGUCUCUCUACCUCAAAAGCCGCCACGGAGCAACCUGUGGUCAACAACAUCUUUGCUUCGAAGUCUACAUCAGAGAAGGGCUCUGACAACACUGCAAGCAGUCAACCUUUUGCCUCCUUGUUUGGUGCUGCUUCUGCAUCUUCAAAGCCUGUGGCCUCGGAAAAUACUCACUCAUCUUCAACACCUCAGAACCUUUUUGCGCCGAAGUCCACAGCAGACCAGAGUGCCAGCACGACUUCUGAACCUUCACCGUUCAAGGGCCUUUUCGGCGCCACAUCAAACCCUCCCAAGCCUGUUGAAUCUGAGAAGGCUCCUAGCCUCUUUGCCCCCAAGCCUGUUGCAGAACAGACCACAGAGAAGCCAACUCAGGAACAGCCUUUCAAAAGUCUCUUCGGAUCUUCUUCGCCCAGCAAGCCUUCUGAUCCUUUCAAAGUCCAGUCUAGCCCAGCUACAGCCCAGAAUCUAUUCACUCCGAAGCCUGUUGUAGAGCAGCCAUCGGCUACUUCCUCGAAUCCGUUUUCCGGUCUGCUUGCCGGCAAGCCUGCAGCUCCGCAGCUCAACUCCGUCAAGCCUUCUGUCUCUUCCUCUCCCCAGAAAUCGCUGGCGACCUCUGAAAUGUCCAAGCCCGACUCUUCCGACAAUGUCCUCAGCAAGGAAGUGCGGGACGAAGCUGAUUUGCUUUGGGUUGUCUCCAGCUUGGACAAACAGUUCAAGAAACAAGUUCUCAGUUAUGAGCCCGGUAUCGACAGUUUCGAUACUUUGAUCAUGUUUUAUCUCAAGGUUCGCAACCAUAUUGGUGCUCCGGUUAAGGGCUCAAAGAAAUUCUUCCGGUCCCAAUACGCCACAUCGGCUGAUAAGGACGCUGAAAAAUCAGUGGAAACUAAUGGUCCGAACGGUACUGCCACUUCAAGUUUGUUUGCGAAAUCCUUUUCCUCCUCGGGUUCCGUCCCACCCAAGCCUACUGGCAUUGUAUCCGAGCCUAAGAGCUCGGCAGGAGAGAACACCUCUGCAAAGCCAGCUGCGACCACCACUUCUACACCCGCUGCCCCCAAAUUGGCUGGAAAUAUGUUUGCCCAGUCGUCCCAAGGUCCAACUUCCGCUCCCGCUCCCGCCAUUCCCAAGUUCGGAAAUGGCGCAGCUCCUGUGGACUUCAUGGCCCAGUUCAAGAAGAAGGCCGAGGACACUAUGGCCGAGGAGAAAGCCAAGCGAAAAGCCGAAGAUUUUGACUCCGAUGAGGAUGACGAGGCGGAGUGGGAGCGCCGUGACGCUGAACAGCAGCGUGAGAAGCGUGCAAAGGUUGAGGCUGGUAGCAAGAAGAAGUCUGUCUUCAGGAAUGGAAAAUUCGAGUGGGUUGAUGCUGAUGAAUCUGACUCUGCCGCUGCUGCUCCCAAACCUUCUGAGAAUCCUUCCGCGACCACUCUGUUUCCUCCUUCCCAGAAUCUUGCGGUGAAUGCACCUUCUCCUACUUCUUCUGCGAGCUCCAUCUUUGAUUCAUACAGCCGGCCGCUGCCCGCUUCUGAGAACAUCUUCGGUCGUCUCUCAGCUACUCCCCAGCCCAUUGAUGAUUCCAAGGAGAGUGGUGAAUCGGAUGACGAGGACAAGCCAACUCUCAAGCGCAGAAACCUGGAUAGCAAUAGCAGCGAUGAAGGCGAUUUCGGCUCUGCUCUGCGCAACUCGAAGCCUUCUAAACCUUCCGAUAAUGCAGACAUCACGAAAUCCAGUCUGGACACACCUUCUGCUGCACCUACCCCUGGUGGUCGCAGCCUCUUUGAUCGCAUUCAGUCUCCUACACCCCCUCCUCAGAAGGAAGGCGCCGGGUCUCUUUCAAAUCUUUUCGGCUCCAGCACGGCGCAGAAGGAGCCUAGUUCUACUGCUUCAAGCAUCUUUGGCACCCCCACGACUCAGAAGGACUCGUCUCAGAAGGAGCCUACGACCUCUACCUCUUCCCUGUUUGCAUCGAGCUUUGGUCAAAGCACCUCUACCCCGGCUGACAACACCUGGAAGCCCAACACACCGAUCAAGUUCUCUGCUGACCCAACCCCUGCUCCCACAUCCGUCCUUACCUCUACCCAGGCGUCCAGCCAGGCUUCCAACGCCGACAACGCCACUUCUGGUGAGGCCACGCCUGACGGGGAGACUGCGCCAGGUGCGAUCUAUGAUAUGUCCCAGGCCAACGCUGGCGAAGAGGAAGAGGUUGUUGUAUUCGAGGGUCGCGGCCGUGCCUUUAAGCUGGCCACGGGCUGGGCCUCCCAGGGCACGGGCGCUCUCCGUCUGCUCAGACACCCUGAGACCGGCCGCGCUCGCAUUAUCCUCCGAGCCGAUGGCAAUGGCAAUUUGAUUCUGAACUCCCUUCUCAAGAAGGAUUUCGAUUAUGCUCGUCAGAACAACAGCGUCCAGUUCAUGGUCCCUCAGUCUGACGGGAAGCUAGAGCACUGGGCCGUCCGUGUUAACGCCCAGACGAUCGAGCAGCUGCACAGCAAGAUUCAAGAGAUUAAGAAUUAG